UCAGGAAGGACUGACUUUGGGCAAACCACAGAGUUGACAAUGCUGCAAAUCAAGCUGCUUGAAGAGGAAAAUAACCGCCUUAUCUCGGAAUUGGUUGACACCAAAGGCCAGCUUCGCACUCGCAUCCUGUCUGAAGAAUGCCUCAAAGAGAAGCCAGACAUGCUGCAAUUUUACACUGGGAUGCCAAACUUUAAUCUGUUAUGGGCACUCUUCCUGGUUUUAGAACGAGGCAUAUCCCAUACAAGCCUGAACUGCUUGACGAAGUUCCAGGAGAUGCUUGUCUUCCUCAUUUGUCUCCGUCUCAAUGUUCCAUUGCAAGAUUUGGCUUACAGGUUCCAUGUUUCCCGCGCCACAAUCUCGAGGGUGUUCAACAAGUGGCUAGACGCGGCUUUUGUCCGUCUUGAAAGAGCAGUAGUGUGGCCAGAACGUGACGUCUUGCGUAAAACAAUGCCAAUGGUAUUUCGAAAAGCAUUUGGCACAGAUGUAGUUGUCAUACUCGACUGCUUUGAAGUGUUUAUUGAAAGGCCUUCAUCAAUGAUCUCUCGUUCACAGACGUGGUCAACCUAUAAAAACCACAACACAGUGAAAUUUCUCGUUGGCAUUGCUCCUCAAGGAAACGUAACAUUCAUGUCACGUGGCUGGUGUGGCCGCACUAGUGACAAGGCAAUAACGGAAGGAAGUAAAGUGCUCGACAAUCUUUUGCCUGGCGACAUGGUUCUAGCGGACAGGGGCUUCACAAUAUCAGACUCUGUGGGAAUACGUUCCGCUAGGUUAGUAACGCCUGCGUUCACAAAAGGCAAACCACAGCUUUCGGCUUUCCAAGUAGAAAGAACACGCAGGGUGGCCAACGUGCGCAUACAUGUCGAAAGGGUUAUUGGUCUGCUGCGGAACAAGUUUCGCAUACUGAAGCACACACUACCAGUUGAGAUGCUCACUGCAGAUGAGAACGGAGCAACAGUGCUUGACAAAAUAACAUUUGUGUGCGCAGCGCUAGUCAACCUCUGCGAUUUUCUGGUUCCUUUUGGUUAAUUGUGCAAAGCCCUGAAAUGUGCCGUAGGCAUACUCUUUUUUUGUUUCGUCAUUUUUUCUAUUGUUGUUCAUGCUGCUGUCAGAUAUAUUGUUUACAUAGUUGUGUAUAAUCCAUUGUUGUUAAUAAAGGUCCCUGCUUUCCUUUUCACUGCA
This is a messenger RNA of Rhipicephalus microplus (southern cattle tick), 1182 nucleotides long. RefSeq lists its product as uncharacterized. NCBI's taxonomy places the organism in Eukaryota, Metazoa, Arthropoda, Arachnida, Ixodida, Ixodidae. The record is from RefSeq and is a predicted model, not a curated record.